Messenger RNA from Saccoglossus kowalevskii, 1937 nucleotides. RefSeq lists its product as uncharacterized. The record is from RefSeq and is a predicted model, not a curated record. Gene Ontology annotation, cellular component: catalytic step 2 spliceosome. Lineage: Eukaryota; Metazoa; Hemichordata; Enteropneusta; Harrimaniidae. Gene Ontology annotation, biological process: mRNA splicing, via spliceosome. Gene Ontology annotation, molecular function: mRNA 3'-UTR binding.
GUCGAAGUAAUUCGGGUGACCACGUGAUUAAUUUAACAGCUUCUGCAUAGCAUUUUCAGUGGCGUGUCUUUACACCUAACAAAGAGUACUUCGUCAAAAGACAGAAAAAAUGACAGAUGAAUCUAUAAACGAACCUGAGCAGUUGCGUAAGCUGUUCAUUGGAGGGUUGAAUUAUGAAACGACAGAUGACUCGCUCAAAGGUCAUUUCAGUGAGUGGGGUGAAAUUGUCGACUGCGUUGUCAUGAAAGAUCCAAACACAAAAAAAUCAAGAGGCUUUGGUUUUAUUACAUACAAGCGAGCCUCUAUGGUCGAUGAUGCAAUGAGGAGCCGACCACACAAAAUUGACGGACGAGAGGUUGAACCAAAGAGAGCCGUCGCUAGAGAGAAGAGCGGUAACUCAAGGGAAUCUGGUAAUCCUCUCGCGCACAUGCUGGUAAAAAAGAUAUUCGUCGGUGGAAUCAAAGAAGAUACGAGUGAAGACCAUCUUCGAGACUACUUCAGUAAAUACGGCUCCAUAGAGUCAGUUGAUGUUAUUUCCGACAAAGACACGGGAAAGAAAAGAGGUUUCGCGUUUGUGACGUUCGAUGACCAUGACCCAGUUGACAAGAUAGUCGGUUUGAAGUACCACACGAUCAACGACCACAAAAGUGAAGUGAAAAAAGCUGUCCCAAAACAAGAACUACAGAGGUUACAAUUCCAAAACAGAGAUGGUGGCCGACAAGGAGGUGGUGGUGGUCGAGGGGGUGGUAUGCGUGGCGGUGGAGGCGGCAGCGGUGGUGGUAACUACCGUGGUGGCCGAAUGUUUGACAGAAAUGACUACAACCAAGGCGGUGGUGGCGGCGGCGGAGGCGGUGGUAACUAUGGAAACCGUGGUGGCAACUGGGGAAAUGAUAACUAUGGAGGCGGAAACUAUGGCGGCGGUAAUACUGGUGGUGGAUAUAAUAACUAUGGCAACCAAGGUGGUGGAGGCGGCGGCGGUGGUUAUGGCAACUACAACCAAGGUGGUGGAGGCGGCGGUUAUGGUGGUGGGUCCGGAGGUGGCUACGAUAACUACGGUGGCGGCAGCAGCGGAAAUUACAACCAAGGUAGUAAUACCUCUAGCACUAGCAGUAGUAGCUACGGAGGAGGGGGAAAUGCUGGUAAUGGCGGUGGAUACAACGACUUCGGGAAUAACUACGGUGGCGGACAGUCGAACUAUGGCCCACAAAAAGGAGGCAACUAUGGUGGUGGAAGGCAAAGUGGCGGCCCAUAUGGAGGUGGUUACGGUGGUGGUAACCAGAGCAGCGGCGGUGGUGGUGGUGGUAGUGGUAGCGGUGGCGGCGGCAACUACGGUGGCGGCAACAGGAGAUAUUAAAUACCCUACGAUAUCAAAAGGACAGUCGAUAGAAAGGGUCUUACAUAGUGAGACAGAUUUGCAGAGGAUACCCCUAUUAUAGUCAGUAUUGCCAUAAACAGGAACCAGUCCACAGAUUUGAAGAACGCCCAUUAUUGCUGAACACAGAAAUGUUGAACUAUGACCCGAUGAGACACUUAGCCAAGAUGGCUAGCAGUAGAUUUCUCAGUGACAUCGUCGGGCGAAGGCAUUAGCUGCAUUAUUUGUAUAAAAAUGUUUAUUCAAGGGGAAAUUAUGAUAUAAAUUUUCAUUUGGGGUUUGGGCGGUUUACUGUCCAACUACACAGAAAAACAUUUCUUCUGGUAGAUGUUGUAUUUAUCGAAAGUAUCGUUUUACUUGUAUAAUCAUGCUUAGCUUAGUUUUUAUACUCUGUGGAUUUGUAGGUUUCAUAUUAGUUUAUUAGGAAUAAAUGCGAAUGCCGAAGUCAGUUAGGGGUCAGGUGUCUUUUUAGCUUUAAUAAGCCAGCAAUUAAUUACGCCUUUAUGAUUCACAUGUCUUUAUAUUUCAAAGAAUAUCUAUUAAAAACCAGAAUUUUUAUCAUAAA